This is a messenger RNA of Pristis pectinata (smalltooth sawfish), 627 nucleotides long. RefSeq lists its product as uncharacterized. The coding region runs from base 1 to 627 and encodes 208 amino acids. The record is from RefSeq and is a predicted model, not a curated record. NCBI's taxonomy places the organism in Eukaryota, Metazoa, Chordata, Chondrichthyes, Rhinopristiformes, Pristidae. The transcript has 2 exons.
AUGUUCUUGAAUUGGAAAGUUCCCCCAUUCCUCAAUCAUCGUGACAGGUAUCUGAAGGUCGAGUCCAACAGCAAACCUGGCAGCCAGAGAAUAGCUGCUCCUCGUCUUGCCACUUCCCCCACUGCACACCAACCCCACAGCCUUCAAACCAACCCAACCCCACAGCCUUCAUACCGACCCCACAGCCUUCACACCGACCCCACAGCCUUCACACCGACCCCACAGCCUUCACACCGACCCCACAGCCUUCACACCAACCCCACAGCCUUCACACCGACCCCACAGCCUUCACACCGACCCAACCCCACAGCCUUGACACCAACCCCACAGCCUUCACACCGACCCCACAGCCUUCACACCAACCCCACAGCCUUCACACUGACCCCACAGCCUUCACACCGAGCCCACAGCCUUCACACCAACCCCACAGCCUUCACACCGACCCCACAGCCUUCACACCAACCCCACAGCCUUCACACCAACCCCACAGCCUUCACACCGACCCCACAGCCUUCACACCAACCCAACCCCACAGCCUUGACACCAACCCCACAGCCUUCACACCGACCCCACAGCCUUCACACCAACCCCACAGCCUUCACACUGACCCCACAGCCUUCACACUGA